AUGCCGCCGUUGAAUCCGGACCUGUUUUCCCGGCAGGCCGCGGAGUACGCGCGGCACCGUCCGCGAUACCCCCCCGCGCUGUUCGCGUUCCUGGCGGAGCUCUGCCCCGCGCGCGAGCUGGCGUGGGACGUGGGCACGGGCAACGGGCAGUGCGCCGCCGAGCUGGCGGGUACGUUCGCGCGCGUGGUGGCGACGGACAUCAGCGCGGCGCAGCUGAGCCACGCGCCCGCGCUGCCCAACGUGCGCUACGCCACCACUCCGCCCGCCAUGGACGACGCGCACGUGCGCGACAUCGUCGGGCCGCCCGCGAGUGUGGAUCUGGUGACGGCAGCGCAGGCCAUGCACUGGUUCCACUUUGACCGCUUUGCUGCCAAUGUGCGCGCCGUGCUCAAGCCACACACUGGGGUCGUUGCCGCCUGGUGCUACACCCUGCCUCGUGUGAACCCGCGGGUGGACAGUGCGUUGGAUCGCUUCUACGCGCUCUCAGACCCCUUCUGGGAGCCGCAGAAGAGCUAUGUUGACCGCUGCUACCGGGACAUUCCCUUCCACUUCCAACCCUUGCCCCAGCUCCAGGAGCAGGGGACGGGUCCCUUGCGAUUCGAGUCCAUUGUGGAGUGGAGUUUCGAAGAUGUCAUUGGUUUUCUCUCCUCCUGGUCGGCUGUUGCUACUGCCAAGGCGAAAGGGGUGGACCUGUUGGCACCUGACGCGUGUGCUGAGUUGGAGGAGGCAUGGUUGGCUGAAGAAAGUGGUGGUGGGGAGGGAAGCAAGGAGAGGAGCUCUAGCGUGGUGCACAGGAGAGUUUGCUUCCCCAUCUUUAUGCGUGUAGGGACAGUUGAACCUUGA
Molecule: messenger RNA, 843 nt
Organism: Closterium sp. Naga37s-1
Lineage: Eukaryota; Viridiplantae; Streptophyta; Zygnematophyceae; Desmidiales; Closteriaceae
Source: the annotation of a GenBank genome assembly